AUGUUGGUUCAAGCUAUAGCUGCUUUAUUUAAAUAUAAAGUUGUUGCUAACAUCAUUAUUCUUGCAUGCUGGAGUUCUUCUGAUCGGGUGAAUUUGAACAAAGAGUUCAGGAAAUAUGGUUUGCACGUAACAUUUUCUUGUGAUCCAUCCAUAUUAGAAUUUUCGUCCCAUCCUUAUCUACAAGGAGUUCUUUUAAUACCUUCAGAUAAUCACUACUUACAAAAGAUGAAGCCUGAGUAUUUUGGGAACUGGUACAAAUGGAUCAUAGUUGGCCAAGAGUUGCCAGAUUAUGUCAAUAACAUAAGAUACGACGCGGAUGUAUUUCUUAUUAGGACUCCGAAUAAUUCAACAUGGAUUGGGGCUGAUGGAAAGGAAUUCGUAAAAGACGUGUCCAUAUAUGAUGUAUAUUUUCAUCCGGGAGAAGGAGUGUCCUCACAUCCCUGGGGAUCCUGGACGGUUGAAGGACUACAGAUAUUGUAUGAAAAAGAAAGAAUACAAAGACGACGAAACUUGAAAAGAUAUCCACUGAGAAUUGCAACUCCUAUAGGAUCCUAUUCUGAAGACACCUAUAAUGGCACCUUCCACAAAUAUAUCACGGAUAUAAAGAUUCCUGAGCGGGAUUCCGGGAUACGAAGCAGUUACAACUCUUGCUUGUUGAUUAGCGAAAUACUUAACGCAACUGAUGUAUUGGUUCCAACUAUGUUGUGGAGUACAGAAAUUAAUAAUAGCAGUAUGAUGUUGGAACUGAGACUUGGUGCAUCAGAACUCUCUGGUGGCGUACUUCGUAUGACAAAUGAGAGAAUUGUCAAACUUGAUUAUGUCAUGUGUAUUUGGCCGUUCAGCGUCGGUUUUACUUACCUCGCUGAGAGAGAAAGCAACAACAACAUGUUCUUAGAGCCUUUCACACCCAAAGUGUGGUUCUGCUGCCUUGGACUGUUCGUCAUUCUAGCUUUGGCACAACGCGCCACUGCUAAGACGAAACAUGAAAAAGAUGGCGCGUAUAUCGCUGUGUUAGCUACUACUUUGCAACAAGAUGCGAGUGCCGUACCAGCGGGUAUAUCAGGACGUUGGACCUUCUUAGUCCUUUCAGUAUUCUCUAUUCUAAUCCACGGAUAUUAUACAUCAGCGAUAGUCUCAGCUCUAAUGAACGCCGGCAGAGGCGGACCGAACUCACUUAGGGCACUUGGAGAUUCAAAAUACUCUAUCGCCUCUGAAGAAUACGAUUAUAUGAAAUACACCAUGUUUGAUGUGGAGACAAAUUGGGAUGAUUUGGAAUAUUUAAAGAAGAAAAAGCUAACCAGCAACUUCUAUCAGGAUAUCAAAGUUGGUGUUCAGCUCAUAAGAACUGGCAGUACAGCAUUCCAUUCAGAAUACAACCAGCUUUACCCUCAUUUGAAGUCCUUUACUGACGACGAAUUGUGCAAGUUGCAAAGUGUUGACACGAUCCCAGAGAUUAAUUCAUGGGUAACAACAAUGAAACGCGGACAAUGGACACCAGCUUUUAGAAAGGCUGGUGCUUGGCUUCACGAGGUCGGCUUAGCCAAACGAUUAGUCAACCACCUCCGCAUAAAACCUCCUCCCUGCCGAGCUGCUCUACUAGCUGAAAGGAUAUCCUCUCUCAAUGAUCGUAUGGCGCACAUGUUGAAUUCUUUUUACACACCUAUGCCUAAUUCACCACCGAUGCCAGUUCCGAUACCCGUUGCAACGGAUUAUCCGAACCCAUUCGACGUGAAUCCAUAUCAGUACGCACAACCCAGCAUUCAAUACGGCUCACCGGCUUUCUACAGUCCACAAAUGUUUCCGAAACCAGCUAUGAAGCCCUACUAUAAUGCACAACCAAAGGAAUACCCAUCAAUGAAUUGGGGGAACUUUUACGAUUACCCUAUGUAUCCUGAUUUCGAACGUCCACAGUUUUCUCCACCGAUGACGUAUCCCACCCCUCCUCCGCCUUAUUCUCCGGCACCAUAUACCCCCCCUUGUACCCCAAGUCCGCCUAUCCCAUCUUAUCCAUCAUGGGAAUAUUCCGUUACCCCCGAAUAUUCGUACAGUUACCCCACGUAUCCACCUCCGCCGUCUCAAUUUACCCAAUAUACCUUACCCUCGCCUCCACAACCGUCUUACCCGUCGCCAUUAUACCACAGAUACGCAGAGAUCGCCCCGCCGACCCCUUAUAUAUACUAA
Molecule: messenger RNA, 2181 nt
Organism: Danaus chrysippus (African queen)
Lineage: Eukaryota; Metazoa; Arthropoda; Insecta; Lepidoptera; Nymphalidae
Source: the annotation of a GenBank genome assembly